AUGUUUGACGAGAUCCUAAACCGGGCCGAAAAGCUCUCAUCACAGCACACGUUAGCUGGGCGAAUUGCGGAUGCUGCUGCUCAAAACCAUGAGCCCUCGGCUCCCACUCAUCCUCACGUUGUUGACAAACAGUUAGGCAUUGAUUUGACCGAGAUCUUCCGAGCCAGCGAAAGUCUUGUCAGGAAAAAACUUCCUGGCGAAGCUCGUGCACAAAAAAGCUAUCUGUUUGGGAAACAUGGGAUCAUCUUUGGCGGAGCUCCAAACAUCUCGCAGGCUGCUGCCGUGGAGAAAGUCGUAGUACCCGAUGACGAAGAGGCGAUAAAUGUCUUAACAGAUCGAGUGCGUCUUGAAGCUGAGCGGGCUUUUUUUAAUCAGGUGCUUCUCAACCGACCCCAUCCAUCAUUUCAUAGUGUUCGUCCUGAAUCGAGUUUUGGAACAAAUCUACCUUCUACUCCUAUGCGACCACUACCUGCUUCUGUGACAGGUCCUCGACUUGGUGAUCGACGGGCAGCCAUAUUUUCUGAUCGUUUCCGAAGUUAUUUGCGAAGUGAUAAAAGAAAGGACCUUUCUCAAUUGCUGAAUGAAGCAGUGAUCGAGUCGAACAGUGAUCCAGUGGUUGCCGAUAUGUGGGCUCAAAUUACAGCAAUGGUUGGAAAGCGAUGCACGAGUGCUUCGGGGGACGUACCAAUCAUCAUGGAGCUGGUCACGCGAGCCACCAACUAUUUGCACAAGAGUUUUGUCGAUCACAUGCAAAGAUGUGUCGACCAGAAUUUGGAGCGUGCCCGGCGAGGAGGGAUUCCUGGAACCCGAGCUUUGGCUGCUGCGUAUAUCAAGGGAUGUUGUGAUAUUGCUUCUGACGUUGAAGAUGGUUGUCUCGGUGACGACUGUCCUGUGUGGCAAGUAAUCUACACGUGCUUCCGAAGUGGUGAUCUGGCUGCUGCAAGUGACGCUUUAGAUAAAGUUGCGACUAAUCAACGAACCAAUGUUCUUUACAAGGCUCUCGUGCAUUUGAAGAGCAAUCCCAAAUUGACGAAGGAACUCAAAGACAAGCUAAAGGUCGAAUGGAGACACGAGCAGAAUUCAGUCAGAGAUCUCUUCCGACGAUCGAUGUACUGCGCUUUACUUGGUGUUGAAGCGCCGAUCGCCGAUACAAUGGAAAAUUGGAUAUGGUUUAAGUUGAUUCCGCUUCGCUUGGAUCCAUCGAUGACCGAAGCUUUGUACACGGAUCUUCAAAAGACGAUUUCAUUGGAUUAUGGAGAAGCUCAUUUUAUGGCCGAUGGAAUGAACGAGGCACCACUCUACUUUUCAGCCCUUUGUUUGAGUGGACAAUUUGAACGCGCAAUUGAUCUGCUUGUUCAGAUGAAUUGCUUGGUUGAUGCUGUUCACAUGGCAAUCUUGGCUCACGAGAAUAGUUUGCUGCGACUCACCGAUGCUAUAAUGGAUGCGCAUAACAUCAAGCUUUUGAACUCAACAGAUCAAUCAGUUGAUGCUUCGAUUUCACUUGCUCGCCUUUUGGUUGCGUACACAAAGCCUUUUGAAAUGGAUGACAUUGAAACGACACUCGACUACUUUUAUAUCCUCAAGGAUCAAAAGACUGCGCAAGGGCGUGAUAUCUUCGAAUCAGCUGUCUCUCGAGUGCUCUACCUCACCGGGGAAGUUCGGAAAGUGAUUGGCGAAAUUAAAAGCUCAAAACGAACUGCAGCCUUGAUUGACAAUUACGACAUUGAUACCACGGCGGUCAUCACUCGCGUAGCUGAGGACACGGAACUAUCGGGAAACCCGGAUCAAGCCAUUGAGAUUUUGCACAUUUGUGGUGAAGAUGAUCGAGCAAUCACUGUGAUGUGCAAACGGCUCGCUGAAGCAAUCACACAAAAUGACGAAAAGCUGCGUGAAAGGUUGAUUGGUGCUGCACAAAAGCUUGCAACAGAUGCACCGGCCGCUUCACAUGAACGGAUUCAAACACUAUGCGUUUUGCUGGACACCUUGCAGCUGCUGAUUAGAUGUCAACAAGCCGACUAUGAAAGCGUUCUACAUAUAAUCAAGAAAACUGGGCUAAUUCCAACUGAUCCAGAGCAAGUUCACGCUUUUACUUCACAAGAACAUUUAACUCCUCCACAGGUGACGACAGUGCUUCCCGAUGUGUGUUUGGCGGUGAUGAAUUGUCUCGCGGUCGGUUUUCCUCAAUCGACAAUUCCUGUUCAACAACGUAUGCAAAGAUUGGGCCAAGCAAUCGUAAUGUUUGCAGCUAGCACUGCUUACAAGUUCCCGCAGAACAUCAUCUCAAAGAUUCUCGUGACUCAAGCAAAAAUUCAG
Messenger RNA from Mesorhabditis belari, 2313 nucleotides. Lineage: Eukaryota; Metazoa; Nematoda; Chromadorea; Rhabditida; Rhabditidae. The record is from the annotation of a GenBank genome assembly.